AUGACAGGCGACCUACCCAACGGCACCGCCGCCCCAAGCCACCAGGAAGGAGGCUUCCCGCACGUCGUGCUCGACACCACGCUCCACGACUUAUACGCCGCGGAGUAUCCAGACCACAACGGCGAAGUGCCCGAAACGCUCUGCCACUUCAAACCCAACGCCGACCGGCGCUACAAGGAAAUCCCGCUGAACAACAAGUUCCUCAUCACGUCGAGCAACGUAGCCUCCGGCAGCGACCUGGCGCACCUGCAGUUGGAGAAUGUGAGUAAUCUGCUCAUGUUCCCCGUUGGGCGGGGGAAGGUGGCGUACGUGGCUUCGGAGGGGAUUAGUGACGAUCCGUCGUUGAGUCGCGAGAGUGUGGAUGCUGCGGCGAAGCGGGGGUUUAUGAUUCUGCCGGAGAAUCAGAGGCCGGUUAUUACAACACACGCCAAUCAGGAGGAUUUCGUGGCGAACCACGACGGCUCUCCCAUCCGCUGGGGCUUCUCCGUCGAUUUCGCGGAGAGGUUGCCGGCUCUCCUGCCGCCGGAGAAGGUGUUUGAGAUCAAUAGUAAGCGCUGGCUGGCCGAGUGCGAUCUCCGAAGCGCGAAUGACAAAAUAAUCGACUGCGAAUGCGUUUGCGACCACCAUACAACCAAAGCGGGCAAAUGGUACUAUGGCGCGGGCGACUGCACCGCAUGCAAAGAGACCGUGUCGGGCGAGAUCGCGCGCGUACUCAGAGUCCUCGAAGAGACGCCGGUGCCGUAUGUGUUGAAACUGACGCAGUCGCUGGGCUCCGUAGGCACACACAUCGUGCAGAAUGAGGAGGAUCGGAAGAAGGUCAUGGAGUACAUGAGCACCGACAAUCUCCCCGCCUACCUGCCUCGCAUCUCCGAGGGAAACGCGCAUAUCUGGCCGACGGCGCUCGUUGUUUCGGAAUUCAUCAAAGGCGACACGAUGGCGCUCAACUUUUUCGUCAAAAAGGAUGGCAGUCCGAUUUUUGUUUGCGCGUGUCAGCAAUUGACCACCCGUACGUCGGACUCCGGAAGGCAGUCCACGGGCAUCAUCUUCGACGAACAGGAAGAGAUGGAGAAGAAGUAUUAUGACACCCUCUGCGAAAUUGGUAAAGCCCUGAGGAAAGAGGGCUAUUUCGGCCAGGUCGGCGCGGAUAUCAUGGAAGAUCCCGACGAUGGAACUCAGUAUGUGAUUGAUCUGAACGUCAGAACGCCAACAAGUUACACCCUCGGGUUGAUCAAGGGGCAUUGCAAGAAGCGUGGCUUUGGCGUCGGCAUAAUAUAUGAGUGCGUCAUCUUGAAGGUCUCGCGGGACGACUUCGAGAAGCAGUUCCAUCAAGAAUUCCAGGAAGGCAGGAUAAUCCUGCUCGGCUGCACGCGGCUAGGGACCAAGAACGCGUGGGCGUAUCCUACAAUCUUGGUCGGUGAAGCCAAGGAGGACAUCGACAAGCUGAGCGAGCGGAUAAUGAAGCUCGAGGUUGGCGGGGAGGAGUCAGAGGCCGGCGCUGGUUAG
Molecule: messenger RNA, 1503 nt
Organism: Neohortaea acidophila
Lineage: Eukaryota; Fungi; Ascomycota; Dothideomycetes; Mycosphaerellales; Teratosphaeriaceae
Exons: 2
Coding region: 1-1503 (500 amino acids)
Molecular function (GO): ATP binding; metal ion binding
Source: RefSeq, a predicted model, not a curated record